CGCGAGAUAAUGACGUACGAAUCCCGGAAAGGGCAGAGUCAACCGUAUUUACGCUUCGUCUCCACGGGCACAUUUAGUUAAAAACCGAUUUUUCUUUUUAGUUUUAGCAGGCCAAAAUGGGGAAAGCCGAUUUUUUCUCACCCAAGGCGAUAAGCAACCGGAUAAAAUCCAAAGGUCUCCAAAAACUGAGGUGGUAUUGUCAAAUGUGUCAAAAACAAUGCCGAGAUGAGAAUGGCUUCAAGUGUCACUGCAUGUCCGAGUCCCACCAGAGGCAGCUGCUGCUCGCCUCGGAAUGCCCAAACAAGUUCAUGGACUAUUUCUCCAACGAGUUCAAAAAUGGCUUUGUGGAGCUGCUGCGGCGCCGAUUCGGGACAAAGCGCGUUCACAACAACAUCAUAUACAACGAGUACAUCAGCGACCGCCAACACAUCCACAUGAACGCCACGCGCUGGGAAACGCUCACCACGUUCACCAAGUGGCUGGGGCGACAAGGUCUUUGCAAGGUGGACGAGACGCCGAAGGGCUGGUACAUCCAGUACAUCGACCGCGACCCCGAGACCCUCCGCCGGCAGGAGGAGCUGGCGAGGAGGAAGAAGCACGAGCUGGACGACGAGGAGCGCAGCGCCAAGUUCAUCGAGGAGCAGGUCCGCAGAGGCCGCGACGGCAAGGAGGAGGAGGCGGAAGACCCGGUUUACACCGAGCUGAAGCGAGAGCAUGAAGAGGAAAAAGUCACGUUCAACCUGGGCGCCGGCACAUCGCUAGCAGGUCCUUCCACAUCAAGUUCCCUCCUGGCCCCAAGUGCUCUGGCCAAGACGUCAUCGGCGAAGAGGAAAGAGCCGUCCUCUGCUUCCGACUCGCGGGACAAGAAGCGAAAGUCCGCCCUGGAGCAGAUCAUCGAGAUGGAGGAGAGGAAGAAGCAGCAGCAGCAGCCGCCGCCCACCAAGACCGACCAUUGGCUGCAGCCCAACAUUGUGGUCAAGGUGGUCACCAAGAGGCUUGGGGACAAGUACCACAAGAAGAAGGCCGUCAUCAUGGAGGUGCGAGAGAAAUUCACGGCGGUGGUGAAGAUGAUCGACUCUGGGGACAAACUCAAACUGGACCAGAACCACGUGGAGACGGUGAUACCCGCACCAGGAAAGCGCGUGAUGAUUGUCAACGGAAAGUUCCGUGACACGGAGGCCGUGCUGGAGGGCAUCGACGAGAAGAACUUCUGCGCUUCGCUAACGCUCGAUUCCGGUCCACAAAAGGGAACGCGCGUGGAUGUCGCCUAUGAGGACUUCUCCAAACUGGCUUGAGCAAACUUUUUUCUCCUUCUCUAAUCUACUACGUCAGAGUUGCAAUAUUUUUUCAUCUGGCUUUUUCUUUUUUUCAAACCGGCAGAUUGCUUUGAUGAUACGUUUUCUAUCAAUUCAACGUGACCAAUCAUUAUUUCAACUUUGGGAUUAAUGAACUCGCAAAUAAGACAUUGGUGG
Messenger RNA from Syngnathus acus (greater pipefish), 1472 nucleotides. It is a transcript of the gene kin, whose product is annotated as Kin17 DNA and RNA binding protein. Bases 117 to 1295 code for a protein of 392 amino acids. Gene Ontology annotation, cellular component: nucleus. Gene Ontology annotation, molecular function: double-stranded DNA binding. The record is from RefSeq and is a predicted model, not a curated record. Gene Ontology annotation, biological process: DNA replication; DNA damage response. NCBI's taxonomy places the organism in Eukaryota, Metazoa, Chordata, Actinopteri, Syngnathiformes, Syngnathidae. The transcript has 12 exons.